Cuscuta campestris is the source of this 1991-nucleotide messenger RNA. The record is from the annotation of a GenBank genome assembly. Lineage: Eukaryota; Viridiplantae; Streptophyta; Magnoliopsida; Solanales; Convolvulaceae.
AUCAGAGUAGUAUACUCCCCCAUAAACUCUUAAGGAAACUUAGAAAAAUUAGCCCUGCUUACUUGCGGAAGGAAACGAAAUUUACGGCAGAUCUUCUGCGAUUGAGCUCUACUUCGCCGAUUGAGCUCUUGCGAAGCCUUCUCUUGCAAACCUCUACUUUUGCGGUCGAUCUAAACAAUGAAGUCGUCUCAGAAUACAAGAACUAACAGCGGGAAAACUAUCCAUGCCUCUGUCUGAAGAAGCGCUUGGUGGGAACUUUUCAGAAAGUGAUAAAGGAAGGCAGUAUGGGUAUGCUUGCUUCGGCGGGAAAUGAAAAAGGAAUAGUGAAAGAGUCCAAACGAAAAAAGGUCAUUAUCACGUUGAAAACAGGAGGCAUGAAGUUGUAUGGUACCUUAUUUGGGGAGUAUUUGAAGAUGUUUAGAAGUUUCGUUGAUAAAUAGCCGUUUGAACAUGCAGUAAUUGUGAUCCAAUAUGCUAAGAUCAAAAUGUUUCAAGUGUUUGCAGGAAAACUCUAUUGUCAAACAAUGUUCGAACUUUGAAGAAUUGCAGGAACCAUUUCCUACUACCGGCCGCAUAUCGCAUCAUGACACAAGAGGAAACGGCGCGGGCAGCUCAGACUCGCGAACGACUUGAAAACACAGCCUUUGUCGCACGUCACACCACCGUAGAUAAGCCACGAGACAAAGCCGUGACCUGUUCCCAUUGCCGAAAGCCGGGUCAUGAGAAGGACACAUGUUACCAGCUUCAUGGCUAUCCCGAGGGUUGGGGUCGUCACAGCAUCGGCGGAAGAGGUCGUGGGCGUGGGCGCGGCAUCUCUGUUUCUACCGGCAGAGGCGCUGGAGGACAACAGCCGCACACUGCCCAUGUUGCGGCAGUAGGGUCGGCUGGAAGCAGUGGCGGCAGUGAUCCAUCUAGUAGUGGGGCGGUGGUUCCCUCUCUCACUGCCGAGCAAUGGGAUACUUUUAAGGCCCUUCUAGCUUCUGUCAAGGAUGCUCCCACUGAAAAAUUGUCAGGUGACUUUCUCACCGGAAAAUCGUCCCCCUCCAGCACCGAUGACUCGGAAUGGUUCCAACUUGACGCCCUCAUACAAGGUUGGAUCCUCUCCACUGUCAAUGAUGAAAUUUGUGAUCUUGUUCUCUCUACAACCAACUCCGCAUCCGAGCUUUUGAAAGCCAUCUAUAACAUAUUCCACGACAACAAGCCGGCCCGGGCGAUGCAACUUGAACACCAAUUCCGCACCACCAUGAAGGGUUCUCUCUCCAUUGCCGCUUAUUGUCAAACCCUCCGGAAUCUUGCGGAUUGGUUGGAUGAUGUAGAUGCCCCCGUCUCCGAACAACAAUUGGUUCUUCAAGUCUUGCGUGGUCUCCCGGAUGAUCUUCAAGGACAAACGUCGUUCCUUCAAUACCAAACGCCGCCCCCGACCUUUCUUCAAACCCGUUCGGCCCUCCUCUUAAUUGAACAACAACGGGCUGAACUAGGUGUCGGCAGCAACAUGGGGGACGGCGGCACGGCGUUAUACGCCGGCACUGGAGAAAUUGGAGGGGAGGCUGAGCGUCGGCUUGCUAGACGGCGGAGAAGAGAGCAGGUGACGGCGGUCGGCGACGCAGGGGUGACGGCUUCUCACUUCAGCGGCUUCUCACAUGCGGCUGGGGUCACUCCUCGGCUGCUUUGAGGGAGAAACAGAAGAAGAGAGGCUUUUUUUUCCUUAAUGGGAUAAGGGGUCACUCCAAACAUGCGGCUGGGGUCACUCCACACUAUUUUUAUUUUUGAAUUAGAGGGGGAAAUAUUACCCUUAUUCUAGUUCCAUCUUUUUUUAUUGUAAAUUUACGGAUUUAGCGAGGGAUAAGUCCGACUCUUUUGUGUUUGAUACUAGUGGGGGGACUAUUCCGCCUCUAAUUCGAAUAUUUUUUUUAAAAAAAAUUUAAAUUUUUAUUUCUCCCGCUAUUUUUUAUUUAACUUUAAUCUCCCGAUAAUAAAAUUGAAAUUUAUUU